AUGGCGACGAGCCCAGUGCUGCUCCUGCUUUCUGGCGUAUGGAUCGUUGCUUUUGUGCUGCAUAGAUACGUCGGGCUACGGGAGAUUGCGGGUCGCUGGUGGGCACGGAAAGCGUGCACCGCGAACUUGUACCCCUUUCGGUUUACCGUAGAGACCCAGGCGUGGAAUGCGUGGCCGCAAAAAACGCUCGCACACGCAACACGCAGCGGCGUCCCUGUGCACAUUGUACGUGCAUUUUACUGGAUAGGCGUAUAUUUUGCCGCAGCGCUGCUGUGUGGGGUGCUUCUGUUGAUGGGGGGCGUGUGUGUGCAGCUGUGGGCGCAUUUCUUUGCGCCCCAACCGGCCGCGCUCGUGCGCCGCAGCCAGGUGCAGGCCACGCCGCCAACGUGGAUUGUGCCGCUGGUACGUAUUUUUAUGAAGCUUAUGCAGAUUCCCGGAGUGACCUUGCCUGGCGUGCAGAUUGCGCCGCUUUUUUUUGCUGUACUGGCAAGCCAAGUCGCACAUGAGGCGGGGCAUGCACUGGUAGCGGCACUGUACCGCAUAAAACCACAGUCGAUGGGCCUCACGAUCCUGUAUCCAUUUUUGCCGAUCGCACAUGUUGCACUAGCCGGUACAGGACGUCUUACACGCAAAUCGCAACUGUGCAUCGUCGCCGCUGGCGUUUGGCACAAUGCAUGUAUAUGGACAUGCCUCGCGCUGUUCAUGCAACUUCCUCUAUCGAACAUUGUGUGGACGGACGCGAAUGGGCUGCUCAUCACGCACGCCGCUGGCUCUGCGCGCGGGUGGGCACAGCGCGGAGCCGUAAUUACACGCAUUGACGACUGGAACCUUGCCAGCGCUGCGCCCGAAUCGCGCUUCCGUGCUUGGGAUGCACUCCUGCGCGACGAAGCAAAGGACGUGGCAGGAUGGUGCGUCGGUGCACAGGUAUGGUUGACUGCGCCGUCCCAGUGCUGCUUGUGCCGCGAUUCCAAACAGGUAUGCUUUGCGGGCGAGGGCGAUGCAUGCUUGGAUCCGCUCACAGUAUUUCUCACGACAACGCCGCGGUGUACUGCGAGCAAAGCUUGCGAUGCGCAUCAUGUAUGCGUGCAUGCAGCCGCAAACGAGUCCAUUGCGCGCGUGACUGUUUUGGCCCAGCGCGACAGCGCGGAGUUUGUGCUGCGCGGCCCAUUUAGCGAACUGUCCGGUGAAGUGCGCCUCUCUGCGCAUGUGGUGCAGCCUUGGAUUCGUGUGUGGGGACGCGCCAUGGAGCGAAUUGUGACGCUAUUUUCCUCCAUCGUUGGAAAUACAUUUCGCGCCUUGUUGCUCGUGAAUGCGACGUUGUGUCUUGUGAAUAUGCUGCCGAUCUUUGGGUUCGACGGCGCAGUCUACGUUCGAAUUCUUUUGGUCGCUUGGUACGCACGCGGCUAUGACGAUGUGCCCGAUACGUUUACGGGCGAAGACGACAUCGAAGAGCAAGAUACCCAGCACCGUGCGUUGGUGUCCAAAGUCGAAAACACCAUGGGGGCAAUACAGGCAGUCACAUCAGGGCUUGCGCUUGUUGCAUUUGGCGGGAGUACGCUGUUGGCAUUCACAUAG
Messenger RNA from Malassezia vespertilionis, 1575 nucleotides. RefSeq names its product S2P endopeptidase. The coding region runs from base 1 to 1575 and encodes 524 amino acids. Gene Ontology annotation, biological process: membrane protein intracellular domain proteolysis; regulation of response to endoplasmic reticulum stress. Gene Ontology annotation, molecular function: metalloendopeptidase activity. The transcript has a single exon. Gene Ontology annotation, cellular component: cytoplasm; membrane. NCBI's taxonomy places the organism in Eukaryota, Fungi, Basidiomycota, Malasseziomycetes, Malasseziales, Malasseziaceae. The record is from RefSeq and is a predicted model, not a curated record.